Messenger RNA from Triticum turgidum subsp. durum (durum wheat), 3114 nucleotides. NCBI's taxonomy places the organism in Eukaryota, Viridiplantae, Streptophyta, Magnoliopsida, Poales, Poaceae. The record is from the annotation of a GenBank genome assembly.
AUGGAGAGCUACCUCAACGAGAACUUCGGGGGCGUCAAGCCCAAGCACUCCUCCGACGAGGCGCUGGGACGAUGGCGCAAGGUCGUCGGCGUCGUCAAGAACCCCAAGCGCCGCUUCCGCUUCACCGCCAACCUCGGCAAGCGAUCCGAGGCGGCCGCCAUGAAGCGGACCAACCAGGAGAAGCUGCGUGUUGCUGUGCUUGUUUCAAAGGCUGCACUUCAGUUCAUCCAUGGUCUUGCUCCCCACAGCGAGUACACAGUCCCUGCCGCCGUCAAGGCAGCAGGCUAUGGCAUCUGUGCUGAGGAACUGAGCUCUGUUGUCGAGAGCCACGACAUCAAGAAGCUGAAAGCACAUGGCGGCACCGAGGGCCUCAUAUCAAAGGUGUCUACCUCAGAGUCGGAUGGCGUCAGCACAUCCAAGGACAAGCUUGCAUCCCGGCAGGAGAUCUUUGGCAUCAACAAAUUCGCCGAGACGGAGGCCCGCAGCUUCUGGGUCUUUGUCUGGGAGGCGCUCCACGACAUGACACUCAUGAUCCUUGCUGCAUGUGCCUUCUUCUCGCUCGUCGUCGGCAUUGCCACCGAGGGGUGGCCCAAGGGCGCGCAUGAUGGCCUUGGCAUCGUCGCUAGUAUUCUUCUGGUUGUGUUUGUCACUGCGACAAGCGACUACCGGCAAUCCCUGCAGUUCAAGGACCUUGACAAGGAGAAGAAGAAGAUCACGGUGCAGGUCACUCGGAGUGGGUACCGGCAGAAGCUCUCGAUAUACGAGCUUCUCGUUGGUGACAUUGUGCACCUUUCCAUUGGUGAUCAAGUACCAGCUGACGGUUUGUUCGUAUCAGGAUUCUCAUUGCUGAUUAAUGAAUCAAGCCUGACUGGGGAGAGUGAACCAGUUGCUGUCAAUGCCGAGAACCCAUUCCUUUUGUCAGGAACUAAAGUGCAGGAUGGUUCUUGCAAGAUGCUUGUGACGACAGUCGGCAUGAGGACUCAAUGGGGUAAACUCAUGGCCACCCUCAGUGAAGGCGGGGAUGAUGAGACGCCAUUGCAGGUCAAGCUGAACGGCGUUGCAACCAUCAUUGGCAAAAUAGGCCUCGUCUUUGCUGUUGUCACAUUUGCAGUGCUCACUGAAAGCCUGUUCCGCCGCAAGAUCAUGGAUGGUUCGUACUUGAGUUGGAGUGGAGAUGAUGCACUGGAGCUGCUUGAGUUCUUUGCUAUUGCUGUUACUAUUGUUGUCGUAGCAGUUCCUGAAGGCUUACCGCUCGCCGUGACCUUGAGCCUUGCAUUUGCCAUGAAGAAGAUGAUGAAUGACAAGGCACUUGUCCGACACCUUGCAGCUUGUGAGACCAUGGGCUCAGCAACCUCCAUUUGCAGUGACAAGACUGGCACACUCACAACGAAUCACAUGACUGUCGUCAAGGCUUGCAUCUGUGGCAAAAUUAAAGAAGUGGAAAAAUCUUCAGACACCAAGAGCUUAUUCUCUGAGCUACCGGCUUCUGUCAUGACAAUGCUCUCGCAGUCCAUAUUUAACAACACCGGUGGCGAUGUUGUCAUCAACCAGGAUGGCAAACGCGAAAUACUGGGCACACCAACUGAGGCAGCAAUUCUAGAGCUUGGGCUGUCACUCGGUGGAGAUUUCCAGGCAGUGCGAAAAGCAACCACCCUCAUCAAAGUUGAGCCAUUUAACUCCGCGAAGAAGAGAAUGGGAGUGGUCAUCCAGCUGCCAGGGGGUGCAUUCCGUGCUCACUGCAAAGGUGCAUCAGAGAUCAUAUUGGCAUCUUGCAGCAAGUACCUGAAUGACCAAGGCAAUGCCGUCCCCCUUGACACUGCAACUAUUGCUCACUUGAAUGCCACGAUUGAGAGCUUUGCAAAUGAGGCACUUCGCACUCUGUGCCUUGCUUACAUUGAAGUUGCAGAUGGGUUCUCAGCUAAUGAUGCGAUUCCUGAAGAGGGGUACACAUGCAUUGGCAUUGUUGGGAUUAAAGACCCAGUGCGCCCGGGUGUGAAGGAAUCUGUCGCCAUCUGCAGGUCAGCCGGUAUUACUGUCAGGAUGGUCACAGGCGACAACAUUAACACAGCAAAGGCAAUUGCCCGGGAAUGUGGCAUUUUGACUGAAGGCGGUCUUGCCAUUGAAGGCCCAGAUUUUAGAACUAAGAGUGCAGAAGAAAUGUAUAAAUUGAUACCAAAGAUACAGGUAAUGGCUAGGUCUUCACCACUUGACAAGCACACCUUAGUGAAGAAUCUCCGGACUACACAUGAAGAAGUUGUUGCCGUGACUGGUGACGGAACAAAUGAUGCACCCGCACUUCAUGAGGCUGAUAUUGGACUUGCGAUGGGCAUUGCUGGAACUGAGAGUCAAUUACAUGUUUGCUCCAGUAUGCCUCAUUUUGGUAUUUUUUUGAAGGUUGCAAAAGAGAGUGCCGAUGUCAUUAUUCUUGAUGACAACUUCUCCACUAUAGUCACGGUUGCCAAAUGGGGUCGAUCUGUGUACAUCAACAUUCAGAAGUUUGUGCAGUUUCAACUGACAGUCAACGUGGUUGCCCUCGUUGUGAACUUCUCGUCAGCUUGCAUGACAGGGAGUGCUCCCCUUACUGCUGUUCAGUUGCUCUGGGUCAAUAUGAUCAUGGACACACUAGGAGCAUUGGCAUUGGCCACAGAACCUCCAAACGAUGAACUGAUGAAGAGGACUCCUGUUGGAAGGAAAGGAAACUUCAUUAGCAACAUUAUGUGGAGGAACAUCAUGGGACAGGCAAUCUACCAGUUUUUUGUAAUUUGGUAUCUGCAGACGGAAGGAAAGACGUUGUUUGAACUUAAGGGUGAUAAUUCCGAUCUAGUCUUGAACACGCUCAUCUUCAAUUGCUUUGUGUUCUGCCAGGUGUUCAACGAGGUGAGCUCCAGAGAGAUGGAGAGGAUAAAUGUAUUCAAAGGCAUUCUAAACAACAACGUGUUCGUCGCGGUGCUCGGCAGCACGGUCUUAUUCCAGAUCAUCAUAGUACAGUUCCUUGGCGAUUUCGCGAACACCACCCCUCUGUCACUCAGGGAGUGGUUCUCCUGCAUCGUCAUCGGCUUCAUAGGCAUGCCUAUCGCCGCGAUAGUCAAGCUCUUCCCAGUGGGUUCUCAGUAG